Molecule: messenger RNA, 1869 nt
Organism: Ipomoea triloba (trilobed morning glory)
Lineage: Eukaryota; Viridiplantae; Streptophyta; Magnoliopsida; Solanales; Convolvulaceae
Product: cyclin-dependent kinase D-1
Exons: 8
Coding region: 258-1508 (416 amino acids)
Biological process (GO): protein phosphorylation; positive regulation of transcription by RNA polymerase II
Cellular component (GO): transcription factor TFIIK complex; nucleus; transcription factor TFIIH holo complex
Molecular function (GO): ATP binding; RNA polymerase II CTD heptapeptide repeat kinase activity; cyclin-dependent protein serine/threonine kinase activity
Source: RefSeq, a predicted model, not a curated record
UCUAAUCAGUAAUCGCCCUUUCUGUCUUUUGUCUUUCUUCUCCUCGGUCCUCACCUCUCCUUCUCUGAUUUUGUCUCCCUAAAACCUUCUUAGCUCAUUGCUGUAGCUGUUCUAUCUCAAGCUAAGGCUUCUUCUAUGCAUUGACGGCGACAGCGCGGCGAAGGGAGUGUCUACUCCGGCUAAAGCUUCAAUCAUUUUUCCUCUACAAAAUACUCUUUCUACAACGCUAGGGUUUGCUUUCCUUUAUCGAUAAGGUCAUGUCGGAAGCUCUAGAGGGUAGUAAGAAAGUGGCGGAUCGUUACCUGAAGCGCGGAACUCUUGGUGAAGGUACAUAUGGUGUGGUCUUCAAAGCCAUCGAUACUAAGACAGGUCAGACAGUUGCCAUUAAGAAAAUUCGCCUUGGGAAGGAGAAAGAAGGUGUGGAUUUCACUGCCUUGAGGGAAAUCAAACUAUUGAAAGAGCUAAAGGAUCCUAAUAUAAUUGAAUUGAGUGAUGCAUUUCCCCAUAAGGGGAACUUGCAUCUUGUGUUUGAGUUCAUGGAGACUGAUCUGGAAGCUGUGAUUCGUGAUAGGAAUAUAUUUCUCUCACCCGCGGAUAUAAAGUCGUAUCUGCAGAUGACACUUAAAGGACUUGCAUUUUGCCAUAAAAAGUGGGUCUUGCAUAGGGAUAUGAAACCAAACAACUUAUUAAUUGGACCAAAUGGGCAGCUCAAGCUUGCUGACUUUGGCCUAGCCCGUUUAUUUGGCAGCCCCGAUAGAAGAUUUACUAAUCAGGUCUUUGCAAGAUGGUAUAGAGCACCAGAGUUAUUGUUUGGUGCCAAGCAUUAUGGACCUGGAGUGGAUGUAUGGGCUGCUGCUUGUAUUUUUGCAGAACUACUUCUACGAAGACCAUUUCUGCAGGGGAACAGUGAUAUUGAUCAGCUGGGAAAGAUUUUUGCAGCUUUUGGUACCCCAAAAUCCUCCCAGUGGCCUGAUAUGGUUUUCCUGCCUGAUUAUGUGGAGUACCAAUAUGUGCCAGGACAGCCUCUGCGCACACUCUUUCCUAUGGCUAGUGAUGAUGCUAUAGAUCUAUUGUCAAAGAUGUUUAUGUAUGAUCCAAAAGCUAGGAUUUCAGCACAGCAGGCAUUGGAACACCGGUACUUUUCAUCUCUCCCUCCACCAACUGAGCCCGCUUUGCUCCCAAGACCUCCACCGAAGCGGGACUCAGGCAACCCCAAAGUUUCAGAUUUUAAUCCACAAGAUGGACCUGUUGUAUUGUCUCCACGUAGAAAGUCAAGGAGAGUGAUGCCUACUCGUGAGGGAUUUGAGGGAAAUGCCGCUCAAGCAGUUAGAACAGAUGUCCAUGGAAAUGAAUUCAGACAAGCAGCUGGAGAGAGGAGUGAGCAGGCUCCUAUGUCCUUGGAUUUCUCAGUCUUUGGGGCGGGACCACCUUCUAGGCCAACGAUUAACAGUGCUGACAGAUCACAUUUAAAGAGGAAAUUAGAUCUUGAAUUCCAACCAGAAGACUGAGUUAUAUAUACAUGCUGUGGAUAUUUGACCUCCUGCUUGGUGAUGCAACAUUUUUUGUGAGUUUGCGUUUCAGACUACCCACCAUUGCUGUCCUUGCCAAAGUGUGCCAAUUUUAACAAAUUCAGUCUUUCAAAAGUCCUGUAUUCACACUUGCCAUAGGCCAUCAAAGGCCCAAAACUUCAAGUUGCAAAUAUCAUUAAUGAUCUUGAUUUUUAACAUAAUAAUUGUAAUACAAUAGUAUACUUAUUAUUUAUUUUACUUGUAUAACUGAGUAAACAUUGUUUUUUCAAUAUUGUUUAGUGGAUGAUGAAUCCUUUGAUUGUUGUGUGAAAUCACUAAACCUAUGCUGUUUCUAUGUGUA